AUAAAAAACGUUUAGUUGUAAUGUGUCACAGCUAUGAGUGCUAUUAAGGAGUUCUUUAAGGAGGAGUGCCAACUCCAUAUGGUUGGUUUAGAAUACCAAAAGCCAUCUCAUUUUUUUCUAAGCGCUUGGCAAAAUACGCGCUCACCAGUGCCACUUUUAAUAUGGAGAAUUCUGCUGUUCUUGACUUCUGUAGGCAUCGUCCUUACUUCCUUUAUAACGUAUGUUUUAAGCCCCAUUUCUAUAGGAUUCUGGUUUAUAUAUCUGACUCACUGGGGACUACUUAUGAUGAUGCUUGCAACUGGAUUUGGAGUAGGAAUCUCAGCUCGUUGUUAUUUUUAUGGGCCAAUUGGAACUCAAUUCUCCCUGCCGUGGUAUAUUAAAACCUACUGGAUUUUAUAUAACAUCUCAGUACCGCUGGCUUUUCUCAUCACUGUUUUUUACUGGACAUUACUAUAUGAAGAGGGCGUAGAAGAGGAAGUGAGUCGAGGUCUCGACAUAGCCAUACAUGGAAUUAACUCUCUUGUAAUGUUUCUUUUACUACUCGGCUCGUCACACAAAACUCGAAUUGUACACGUAGUGCAUCCCAUCAUCUUCUCCUGCAUCUAUGUGGUAUUUAAUCUCAUAUACUACAUCGCCAAUGGAACUAAUCCGUUAGGUGACCCAUACAUAUAUCCUGUGGUAUAUUGGGGCAACCCGGGGACUGCGAUACUAGUGAUAUUUAUAACACUCUUACUGCUAGUAAGCUUGCACUUCGUUACUAUUGGAAUGGCGGCAGCACGAGACGCCAUUGCCAACAAGAUUUUGCGACCUUCAGUUACGGUCCACGCUCAGGAGGACAUUACGUUGAGGACCAGAGGGGAAGCGACAGUUUAAGCUGAUCUACGUCCGAAUAAAUUAGAUUUCAAUAUGUUUCUUUUAGUCGCUUUAUACGUGUGCACAGAUUUAAUUAAUAAUGAAAAAUGUCUAGAAAAGCCUGCAUGCAGCGUUAAUCCUAAAGAUAAAAUACUUCUUCAAUUGAAAAUUUAUCCAUAUUUUGAUAUGGAUCAGAUUUGUAAUUUGGUACAUUAUCAUAAGCAGUUCUUCAAUAAGUUUUAUGAUAACUUAAUUAUAUGUGUAAUAAACUUGAUACAUUAGCAGUAGAAAUAUUCCCAUCGAUUUUGUCCCGAAUAUUAACUAUAUUGGUAGAUGUUUGAAUUUGAAUAAUGUAUUAUUUUAUUCAUUUACUCCCAAUCAUGUGUUUGUUAUGUAUACGUAACAAACACACUUUUAAUUAUAAUUUAAUCCACGGUUUGUUACAUACGUUUUGCAAUGUUCCGUAGUCAUAAAUAAUUGCGCAAACUCGUCUGUCGAAAGAGAAGUUCAAAAUGUCAGUCAGUAGAACAGGCCGACGUUCAAUACUUUUCAAAUAUAAUGUAAAAAAAAGAAAAAAAAAUUGAUUUAGAAAACGUCACCUAAAGUUAGGUUUUAUUCACCAUUGUAUAAUGUUGCUGUUUCAUUCUUAACUUGGACUUCCAGUCGUUAACUAAAAGAGGCUUUAAAAAUCAUAUAAAAACAUAACAAUAAUUUCACAAUAUCUAUGCAAGUCAUAAAUAUAUCAAAUGUUUAUAUUCAUUGCACGAAUAAUACUUAUAAUAUUUUAUAUAUUUUGUAUAAUACAUAUUAAAUGUUACACAAUCUCAAAUUCCUCAAAUACCUCUAUGAACUAAGAAGGGCUUAUCGCUCUCUGAUUUGUGGGUGCUCUCAAAUGAGAAAUUAAGUGAUUUUUACCUCACGUCAUGGCAAAAGGGAGAGUCUCCGAUACCUAUGCUAGCCAUGAGGUUUAUGCUGGCAGCUGCGGCGGCGG
Molecule: messenger RNA, 1843 nt
Organism: Pieris brassicae (large cabbage white)
Lineage: Eukaryota; Metazoa; Arthropoda; Insecta; Lepidoptera; Pieridae
Product: protein rolling stone-like
Exons: 5
Coding region: 34-873 (279 amino acids)
Cellular component (GO): membrane
Source: RefSeq, a predicted model, not a curated record